Carlito syrichta (Philippine tarsier) is the source of this 793-nucleotide messenger RNA. Its product is annotated as clavesin-1. The record is from RefSeq and is a predicted model, not a curated record. Gene Ontology annotation, cellular component: membrane. NCBI's taxonomy places the organism in Eukaryota, Metazoa, Chordata, Mammalia, Primates, Tarsiidae. The coding region runs from base 335 to 793 and encodes 152 amino acids. The transcript is spliced from 2 exons. Gene Ontology annotation, molecular function: phosphatidylinositol bisphosphate binding.
GAAUCGGGCGCACACGCCUCCUACCAAAAUCACAGCCCCGUGUGGAGCCCGAGCUCUCAUUCACAGCUUUCUAGAGAAAUCUGAACCCGAACCUGCCAGCAUAGGGGAUCUCACCCACCCAGUUCAGCAGCGAGGACACCUGCAGAAACAUUCCCAAAGCCAGGCUGGGCGGCCGUGUAAAGUAAGCAAUGGCCUUGGUUUUGCUUCUCUUUUGGAUGGCCACCACCACAUAGGGCUUGAAUGCGGAAGAAGAUCUUCUAUUUGCCUGUUCCGGUGGCAGUCUGGUAGUAAAACACUGUUGCAUGGGCCACGGUUUCAGCAUUCCAUCAGGUGAAUGGGACCAGUCUCUCUUCUUCCAAAAUAUCAGAAAUUAAGUGCUUGGAAAGGAGAUUUGGCCAAGAUGACCCACUUACAGGCUGGACUCAGUCCAGAGACUAUAGAGAAAGCACGUCUGGAACUAAAUGAAAACCCAGAUGUUUUACAUCAAGAUAUUCAGCAAGUCAGAGACAUGAUCAUCACCAGGCCUGACAUUGGAUUUUUACGUACAGAUGAUGCCUUCAUCCUGAGAUUUCUCCGAGCCAGGAAGUUUCACCAAGCGGAUGCCUUUAGACUUCUGGCCCAGUACUUCCAGUACCGCCAGCUAAACCUAGACAUGUUCAAAAACUUCAAGGCAGAUGAUCCUGGCAUUAAGAGAGCUCUGAUCGACGGGUUUCCUGGGGUGCUGGAAAACCGAGACCACUACGGCAGGAAGAUUCUUCUGCUGUUUGCAGCCAAUUGGGAUCAGAGUAGGUAA